Molecule: messenger RNA, 2793 nt
Organism: Suillus discolor
Lineage: Eukaryota; Fungi; Basidiomycota; Agaricomycetes; Boletales; Suillaceae
Exons: 13
Coding region: 1-2793 (930 amino acids)
Source: RefSeq, a predicted model, not a curated record
AUGUCUCGCAAACUCCUUAGUCAAUUGGUCCAAGCUGAUCUCGCCCAUUUGACUCAGCCCAUCGUCAGUCCGACCUUCUCCAAUCCGCCACAGUCUCGUAAGACAUCGUCUACCAGUGCUCCUCCCCAACCGCUUGCAACAAUAGUGCAAAACCAUUCCAAUGAUCUUGAAUCUGUUCUAUGGAUAUUCCUCUGGGUUCUCCUCAAUUAUUCGGGCCCUCUCUGGAUGGAGCGGAAUCAAGCUGGGUUGAUGAUGGAAGGCUGGAAUGACCCAAACACCACGCUGUGUGUCGGGUCCAAAUAUGUCCUUUACCACUCAGGGAAGGCAGCAUUCCUUCGUCAAAUCGACCCCUACUUCGCGGACCUUACCCAGCUCGCAGAUGAUUGGUUGGAACUGAUGAGGUACAAUGAUGAGCAUCCGGUAGCCUUCGAUGCAGUGCUGGAGCUCCUGGACUCUUUUCUGUCUAAUUACAAGACAGAGGAGUUCUCUCCAGAGCGGUAUUUCUCAUCACAAGAGUUGAAGAUUCCUCUGGGGGAAAAUACUUACUACGAACUUUUCUAUGACUCAUUUUCGCAUCUUCAAGUUGUGCCAAUGUUUACUCUGUUCUUUGGCAAAGGACGGAUCUACGGCGAAGGAGAUGUCGGAUGGGAUCGGAUGGCACGACUGCUAUUACAUGUGCACCUGGAGGGCAACCGUAUGGUAUCGGAUGGCAGCACCUGCUGCGAUAUUACACUGGAUACUUCAAAGUCUGCCGUAGAAUCUGGACACAAAGACUCAAAUAUGACUUUUGUCUUAUUCCCUGCAACGAUGCCCAGCCCUAGGAAGUCCAAGACUAGUAAGAGAAAGGCUCAAGAUCCUGACACUGGCCUUCCAACUGGACGAUCCAAGAAAACUCCACGGGGUGCUUCAGAUGAACUUGGUGGCACUCGACAUUCUGAACAUUCGAAUGCAGGGACGGGCGGACGAAACUCACAGCUAGAAAAACUUGAUGCAGUCCUUGAACAACCAUCGCGUAAACGGUCCUCAAAAGGCUCAACGACCUUUGGUGCUGAUGUUUCAAAGAACCCACAAGCUCCUGAUUCUCGCAAAGGUAAAGGCCACAAGUCUAGAAAGGUCGCUGCUCCCCCACCAUAUGCUCCAGCAGAUGUGAAUCUUGUUGAUGCAUCUCAAGCAUCCAACACGCAACAGGAUGUGCCCAAAAUGACAAUUGUACCGCCUGGUACCGAGCCUAACUUGCAGGCCCUGAAUAACCCCUAUGUGGCUGCCAUGAUUGGUACUGCAGCUGCACGCCCCCCCACUAACAGCUCAGUGCCAUCGCUUAUCCCACACGCACCCUUAGAGCCAAACUCGCAGGUCCUGAAUAACCCCUACGUGGCUGCCAUGAUUGGUACUGCAGCUGCACGCCCCCCUACUAACAGCUCAGUGCCAUCGCUUAUCCCGAGUGCACCCUUAGAGCCAAGGUUUUUGGACGCUAUCAAGUAUUAUUAUCAGCCUGCCACUUCCCCUCAAAUGCCAGAGCAUUUUAUAGACCCGGCACUGCGGAUUCAACCAUCAUCACUUGGUGUAGGUGGGUGCUUGGAGCCAAGUGUUCCGAAUGUCACCCAGUACAAUAUUCAGCCUAUGUUUAAAGGCACUGCGCUCCCAAGGCUCCCAGAGGGUCCUACAGGCCCAGCGCUACAGCCUCAGAACCGACCUCCUCCAAUAAGUGACAGAUCAGAUCUUGACGGAAGUGAUGAGAAUGAUGAGAGUUCAAUGGACAAAUAUAACAAAGAAGGGGUCAAAGAUGCUGGUGAAGAUGAUAUUGUCGGAUGGGGAGCGGAUUUUCGCAGGAACAACCACCUCAGCCACUUCAAAAUCCACUACUCACACAACGAAGAUGAAAAUGGUGCAGCAGCUAGUCUCACCUCGGUGCAGUUGCAGCCACAUGUUCAGAACUCACGUAAAGACGAUGCAGCUGCUAAUCUUGUGUUAACACAACCAAAGGUAGAUGAUGUACUCAAGAAACACCAGAAAAAGAAUGGCCAGCGUCGUCUCCCUGACCCUGAGGCUCUUGAAGUACUACGCCAGCAAACUGAAACUGAUGUUCAACAAGAAGCUCCGACAUCGCGAUCUGAAGCAAAACCCACUCAACUCGGGUGGUACGGAACUGGCUGGAAAGGCUUCCUGGAGGAUGCGAAGGCAGAAUGUCGCGCUGUCCAUGCAUUGGAAAACCCACUGCCAUCUCUGACCCAUGACUUAACACGUUCGAUAAUGGAAGUCCUCUUAUCGGUCAAGCUUGCAUGGGAGCAAGCUGGGAAGCAGGUAGAAACCGGUGUGUGGCCUGCACAGAAAUCCAACAUGGCAAGGCUGCUCUAUGACGAUCUUGCGACUUGGCGGUCCGAAUUGAAGAAGGUUGUGAUUUCCCUUGCCCCGAGCAUAUUGGGUCUUGUUCCCCCUGCUGAGGUACCUGCCCUGGAACGGCCAGCAUGGGUCUCACACGAAGCAUCAAGGCAGCGCAAAGAUUCUCUGUUCCUACGAGGUGGAUUCGAUGCCAAUUAUGACUGUGGUCUCCUUGGCUUCAAAAAGAACGGUACUGGCAAGGUCUUUCCCAAGUUCACUGCAAAGGAGUACAAAACAGAAUAUGAGGAGAUGCUGGAGAUGAUGGGCAUCGUUUUGGAUGAUGCGUAUCAUGGCCCAAAGCUGGUAAAGCAGCUCCGGGAGUGGGCCGCAUAUGGCUGGUUGGAAGGCCUGAAGGUUGACUCCCGUGGCAGCUUGGAGAUGAAGCGCACUCACUUGAAGGUGGUACUUGACUAG